AUGGUGAAAGAAACUGAGUAUUACGAUAUUCUUUGCGUUAGCCCUUCAGCUUCUGAGGAGGAGAUUCGCAAGGCCUACUACCUUAAGGCAAGGCAAGUUCAUCCUGAUAAAAAUCCCAAUGAUCCUCAGGCUGCUCAAAGAUUUCAGAUUUUGGGGGAAGCUUAUCAGGUUUUGAGUGAUCCGGUGCAACGAGAGGCAUAUGAUCAAAAUGGAAAGUGUUGUGUUUCCAUGGAAACAAUGCUUGAUCCAACUGCUGUUUUUGCCCUUCUCUUCGGAAGUGAACUCUUUGAAGACUAUAUAGGACAUCUGGCGGUUGCAUCAAUGGCAUCCUCUGAUUUAGUGGACAACGCUGAUAAAGUUCAUGGCAGGCUCAAGGCUGUCCAGAAGGAAAGAGAACAAUGCCUUGCUAGAAAAUUGAAAGGUUUUGUUCAGCAGUAUGUGCGAGGUGACAAAAUAGGAUUCAUACAACAUGCUGAAUCUGAAGCAGAACGACUUUCGAAUGCAGGUUAG
Ipomoea nil (Japanese morning glory) is the source of this 510-nucleotide messenger RNA. Its product is annotated as chaperone protein dnaJ 10-like. Bases 1 to 510 code for a protein of 169 amino acids. NCBI's taxonomy places the organism in Eukaryota, Viridiplantae, Streptophyta, Magnoliopsida, Solanales, Convolvulaceae. The record is from RefSeq and is a predicted model, not a curated record. The transcript is spliced from 5 exons.